Messenger RNA from Bactrocera dorsalis (oriental fruit fly), 3306 nucleotides. RefSeq lists its product as uncharacterized. The transcript has 3 exons. Gene Ontology annotation, biological process: monocarboxylic acid transport; transmembrane transport. Gene Ontology annotation, molecular function: monocarboxylic acid transmembrane transporter activity. The record is from RefSeq and is a predicted model, not a curated record. The coding region runs from base 762 to 2855 and encodes 697 amino acids. NCBI's taxonomy places the organism in Eukaryota, Metazoa, Arthropoda, Insecta, Diptera, Tephritidae.
UUAAAAGCAAAAUAUUAUAGAAGAAGACUCCUCCUUGCAUUUUACACAGACCAUACAAACACUCGCUAGAAAGUGCUUCGUCCGCGAACUUUUGUUGGAUACUGCACAUCUUGAAAAACCCAUUCAGUCGACUGCUUUUACUUUCGGGCUCAUACGCAUAAAUCCUCGAUUCAUCACCUGUCAAGAUACCAUAGAUCUGUUUCGAAGCAUCGCUUCGUAUUUUUAACAUUACUCUGGACCAAUCGAGACUGUUUUGGUCGAUUGACGAAUUUUGUGGAAUCGAACGUGAACUAUUUUUUUACUGUUAUACAAGUAUGUUCAUGCAAUAUUGAAUGUAUGCUGGUCUCAUCAAUGCCUAGUUUUCUCAAUCUCAUGAUAAGUCAUAUGACGACAUGACAUGGGACCGAUGCUAUAAGGUUAAGCGAAUGAGUUUUAUCAAGCGAAAUUCCAAUAGCUUUUAGCCAAACAAUAUUGAUAAACAAAUAAUACUCUUUCAAAAUACCGUUAUAAAGAUAACAUAUUAUGGUCCAAAAUAAGAUGAUAGGUUUUAUCUAGUUAGAAUUUGCAUUGUAAAAUCAAGUAGUAGCUAUAAAUCUUCUGGUUGUCAAGUAAGCAAAAUUUUCCAAAUACUUUAGAUUUCUUAGUUAAAUAUUUUGGAUUAUUAUAUACUUAGAUAUACGUUAGUUAUCUAUACAUAAGAAUUUUUGUAAAAUUAUGAUUUUAAGCGUAUUCGUUUGAGUGAUGCUUUGAGAAGAGAAUAAAUGGCAACGCAGAGCAGCAGAGCACAUGAGGAGACCAAAGCCGUGGCUGAGCCCCUAAAUGGAAAUGAUGAAGAUUAUGAAAUCGACGAAUCAACUGCAGCUGUAGUCGUUCCACCGGAUAGCGGAUGGGCAUGGGUCGUGAUGGUGGCAUCAUUUUUAUGUUGUACGGUACUCGACGGGAUUGUUUUUUGUUCUGGUUUAAUUCAAGAAGACUUAAUCAAAGAGUUUAAUGUUAAUCUAGGUUAUGCGGCACUAGUGUCUUCACUUCUCAGCGGUUGUUAUUUAAUGGCAGGACCAUUUGUAAGUGCCUUGGCAAAUCGCUUCGGUUUCCGCCCUGUAGCUAUGGCUGGAGCGCUGUUUGCAGCAGCCUGCUUUGGUAUAUCAUAUUGGGCUCGAAGCAUUGAAUUCUUAUUUAUCACAUAUGGGAUUCUCGCUGGUAUUGGUUUUUCCAUGGUCUAUAUACCGGCCGUCGUAAUAAUUGGCUUUUAUUUUGAAAAGUGGCGUGCUCUGGCAACCGGUAUUGCUAUGUGUGGUUCUGGAGUGGGCACUAUUGUAUUCACUCCAUUAACUAUUAUAUUGCUAAAGUCGGGUUGGAGAUACACACUUGUUAUUCAGGGAAUUAUAAUUGCGUUUUGUGCUUUGUUUGCAUGCGCCUUUCGACCAAUUCAGCCCAUCACACUGGCUGUUGAUGAAGAUUCUAACGAAAAUAAGAAUGAUAAUGAGAAACGCAAUGGACAUGGCAAUAUUGUUGCACCAAAGCCCCAACUCCAUCAAGCUGCCUUUACUAAACCACUGCCUGAAGGACGUUUCGCUUACUCAAUGCCAAAUUCAGCACAUAACACAUAUAUGGGGGCAUCUCCCAAGCAUCAUUAUCCCACAGCUGCAGAAGUUUUUAGAGGUGCCAAUAUUGAGCGUCGCCUCUCAAACUCUUCCGGUAAAGGUACCGAAUUGAAAGCUCUGCGAAAAUCGCAGCCUACCACUCCGAAUGGUGAGCCGCAACCCUCACAACUUCACUUCAAUAUCAACAAAGAAUUAACAACAGUUGGAGAAAAUGAAGAAGAAACCGAAAAUGAGAAUUUAAUCGAAACUGAGGCAAAACCAGUGGUAAUACAGGCACGUAGGCACACAGUGUCUGGCAGAAGGCCAAACGAAAUCGUUGGGAAGAAGAGUGCAGUAGGAUCGCAAGAUACCGUGCACAAUAUUCACACUAGACCAAUGUACCGUGAUGAUAUAUUCUUCACUGGCUCCUUGGCACGAAUUCCACAAUAUCAAUCACAAACUUCCCUAGCCUAUCAUAUGUCGGUGACACGUCUUCCAACCAAACAGGAUAUGCUUGAGGAUCGCCAAAAGGGAUGCCGACUAUGUCCUGAAGCUGUACGGCGUACUUUAUCGACGAUGUUGGACACUUCGUUACUCAAGUCGCCAUCAUUCAUGUGUCUGGCCUUCAGCGGUUUUCUAAGUAUGAUUGGUUUCUUUGUGCCUUUUAUGUUUUUGACACCACGCGACGAAGCGGCAGGAAUGGAUAAAAGUACUGCACUUAGCGUUGUUUCUGGCAUAGGAUUAGUUAAUACAAUUGCUAGGUUAGUUUGUGGUAUGGUCAGUUCGAUUCCCAGCUUGAAACCACUAUGGGUGAACAAUGUGGCAAUCACAGCGGGUGGCCUGGCGACAAUUUUCAGUGGACUAAAAAUAACGGUUGUGACUCAAUGGGCAUUCGCUAUCUUCUUUGGCGUUUGUAUAGCUUGUUUUUCGGUGUUGCGUUCGCUAAUUGCCGUGGAAAUGUUAGGAUUGGAAAAACUAACGAAUGCAUUUGGAUUCCUGAUGCUGUUUCAGGGUAUUGCAGGGACAGUUGGAGCACCUAUUGCAGGCAUACUCUUUGAGCUGACACAGGACUUCAACACUUCGUUCUACUUUGCUGGCGGACUGAUAUUAGUUUCGGCGUUCCUCUGCUACCCAUUGACAUAUAUCGCUAACUGGGAGAAGGCGCGCAAUGAGAGAAAAGCCGCGCAGAGCCCCCAAGAGCCUAAGUACAUAAAUAUUCGGGAAUUAAAAUUGAAGUUUAAAUUAAAUUUAAAAUAUUAUCAUACAACUGAAUGAACAUAUAACAAUAAACUAGUAAAACUAAAAACUUGAAUUUAAACUGUGUAUGUGUACACACAUAUCUAUAUAUAUAUAUGUAUAUACAUAAUCGACGCAGAAAGAUAUACAUGUAUACAUAUAUAUAUGUUUUAUGCAUACACACAUAUGUUAUGUAAAAAAUAAGUUCGUGGUGACCGCGACGAAACUAAAGCUUCCUAACCGAAGUCAGGCAAAUAGCUUAAAUACAAUUUAUAAGUUAUACUGAGAAGUUACGAAAUUGUAAUUAAAUAUUUUUUAGGAUAUGCAUAUUUGCAUAUGUAAGUCGAAAAAGUUAUUACAUAUAUUUUAAUAGCAACGACUACUCUAAUUUUAAUAUAAACCGCAUUGUAACACUAACAUUGAUAAUUUAUUAAUUUGUUAAAAAAAAAAAACGAAGUAAUAAUUUAAUUAAUAAAAAUUUUAAACUUAA